Molecule: messenger RNA, 12646 nt
Organism: Vespula vulgaris
Lineage: Eukaryota; Metazoa; Arthropoda; Insecta; Hymenoptera; Vespidae
Gene: exd
Product: homeobox protein extradenticle
Exons: 8
Coding region: 958-2133 (391 amino acids)
Biological process (GO): animal organ morphogenesis; embryonic organ development; regulation of transcription by RNA polymerase II
Cellular component (GO): nucleus
Molecular function (GO): RNA polymerase II cis-regulatory region sequence-specific DNA binding; DNA-binding transcription factor activity, RNA polymerase II-specific
Source: RefSeq, a predicted model, not a curated record
UAUAAUAGUACUAGUAGCAGUGGUGGUGGUGGUGUGGUGGUGGUGGAGUAAUAGUAAUAGUAGUAGUAGUAAUAGUAUUAGUAGUGGUACCAGUGCCAGUGUAGAAGCGGCAUGCACGCUUCUGCUGCUGCUGCUGCUGCUUGCUGCUAGACUUUUUGAAGGCGAUCGUUCGGGAAAAGAUCUCUGGGUGUUGUGUAGCAGACUACGAGGAAGAGUUUAGGGUGCUGAGAUAGUUCGUUGAAAAAGGAGGUGAGAAAAGGGUGUCCUCACGAAAGUAUUGCUCGGGGAGAGAAGAGCCAAAGGAAAGAAAGAAAAGGAUCGAGAGAAAGCGCGUGAGAGAAUAUACGAAAGCAGAGAGGAAGAGCGAAACGUCGAACGUUAGUACGCAGAGGAGACAAAGGCCACGGUGACGGCGACGGCGGCGGCAGCGGAGGUGGAGGUGGAGGAGGUGGUGGUGGAGGUAACGGAGGAGGAAGAGGAGGCAACGGUAGCGGCGGCAUAACCUCCAAGCAACGAGAGACCGACGAAGCUGAGUUUCGUGUCGCGCGCGCGUCACGAAAAUAUCCAUCCCCCCUCCUUUUUUCCGUUCGUUGCGUUUUUCGGACGACGAGGACGAGGACGACGAGAACGAGAACGCGUUUAUCGAAGAAGAAGAAGAAGAAGAAGAACAAGAACGUUGCUCGUCCGAUAGUAAAUCGUGAAUCGUUUAUUCGAAGGGUUAUUUUUUCUCUCCCCCUUCCCCCCCGUUCUCUUAUAUCAUACAUCCGUCUCUCCGGGCUUCCAUAACGUCCCGUGUGCGAGCGAGAGAGAAAGGAACACGUGUAUGGAACGACGCGAAAAUUAAUACGAACGAAGAAGGAAUUUUAAUAGAAUAAUCAAAUAAAACGUGGUCGUUCAUACGCGAUAAAUAAACGCGAUCCUCGGUUAUUAUUAUCUUAGUGCUCGGCGAAAUAGUUGAUGGAUGAGACUGGCAGGAUGCUGCAGCACGGAGGUUCGGGUGUCGGUUUGAUGGGAGCUAACCAGGGUCAGGGGGCCCAAAAUACCGCCGGUUACGGCACCAUGGGACCCGUCGAUGGCUCGGCCGCCCAAGGUCCCGAUCAGGCUGUCGAGGCUAGGAAACAGGACAUCGGCGAGAUAUUACAACAGAUAAUGAACAUCACCGAUCAAAGUCUGGACGAGGCCCAAGCGAGGAAACACACGCUAAAUUGCCACAGAAUGAAACCUGCCCUGUUCUCGGUGCUCUGCGAGAUCAAAGAGAAAACAGUACUAUCGUUGAGAAAUACGCAAGAAGAAGAACCACCAGAUCCGCAAUUAAUGAGGCUGGACAAUAUGUUGAUUGCCGAGGGUGUGGCAGGUCCAGAAAAAGGAGGUGGUGCGGGGGCUGCGGCGUCGGCAUCGGCAGCUGCUGCUGCUGGACCACCUGGACAACCUGACAACGCGAUCGAACAUUCGGAUUACCGAGCAAAACUCGCUCAGAUCAGGCAGAUCUAUCAUCAAGAACUCGAGAAAUACGAACAGGCAUGCAACGAGUUUACGACUCACGUGAUGAAUUUAUUGAGGGAACAAAGUCGUACCAGGCCUAUAACGCCAAAGGAAAUCGAAAGAAUGGUUCAGAUUAUCCACAAGAAAUUUUCGAGUAUUCAGAUGCAAUUGAAACAAUCGACCUGUGAAGCAGUUAUGAUUUUGAGGAGUCGUUUCCUCGAUGCAAGGCGUAAAAGACGGAACUUCAGUAAGCAGGCAUCUGAGAUCUUAAACGAGUACUUCUAUUCGCACCUGAGUAAUCCGUAUCCGAGCGAGGAGGCCAAAGAGGAACUCGCACGGAAAUGUGGAAUCACCGUGAGUCAGGUUUCCAAUUGGUUCGGCAACAAGAGGAUACGCUACAAGAAAAACAUAGGUAAAGCGCAGGAGGAGGCGAACUUGUACGCAGCCAAAAAGGCAGCUGCAGCUUUUGCAGGAGCGUCGCCGUACAGCAUGGGAGGUGCAAGCCAAGGGACACCGACGCCGAUGAUGUCACCGGCACCACCGGGCGGACCUCAAGACAUGGCAGGGUACGGGAUGGGGAUAAACGGAAGUGACUAUGGUUCGCAGCCUUACAACGACGGUUCCAUGGGUUACGAUCCUAUGCACCAGUGACGUGCCAGACCGGCCUAAAAAGCUCGCAAAUAAGGGCAAAAGCUCGCCUCGAGUUCGACAAAGAGAGAAAAAGAAAAAGAAAGAUAGAGAGAGAGACAGACAGACAGAAAAAUAUAGAAAAAGAUAUGGGGGAGAGUACAGCCAGGGAUGAUUAAGAAUCAACGAGCCAGGAUAGAAAGAGAAAGAAGCUUCUCCGUUGCAACAAGCACAGGUCUCUUUCUUUAAAUUCGGAUAUGAAAGAAAGAAAAAAAAUAAUAAAAAUAAUAGAAAAUAAAAAAUGAACGAAAGAAUGAACAAAAAUGAUUCGAGGCAGCUUCCUUAAGAAUACGACAACUUUAGAACACGAUGUCUCGAGAUAUGCAUCUCAUACUAUGCGACAAGAUAUCCUAUUUGGCUUGAGAGAGAAAGAGAGAGAGGGAGAGGGAGAGAGAGAGAGAGGGAGAGAGAGAGAGAGAGAGAGAGAGAGAGAGAGAGAGAGAGAGAGAGAGAGAGAGAGAGAGAACGAGUGCAAGCUUCGUCGUAUAUAUAAGGACUUUUCUUUUAUUCACGAGAGCGCACGAUAUCAUCCACGAGUGUGUAUAAUAUAUAUAUAUAUAUAUAUAUAUAUAUAUAUAUAUAUAUAUAUAUAUGGUACGUGUAUAUGUGUGUAUGUGUGUGUGUGUGUGUGUGUCAUAUAUAUAUAUCAUAUAAAUACACUUACACGUACACAUAAUAUAUGUAUACACGCAAUGAUACGCCGAGUAUAUACACGUGAUAGGACGCGAUAGUGCAAUAUUCAUAUAUAUAUAUAUUUCUGACAUUUUUUACGAAUGAAAGAAAAAAAAAUAUACGAAAAAUAGAAAAAGAAAUCUCAUUCAUCUCGAAAUACAUUUUUCGCGAGGUAGAGCAGAGUAUUCGAUUCUUUCAUUUUUUUUUUUUUAAUUGAUCAAAGUAAAAAUCGAUUAUAUAUUUUCUUUCUUUUCUUCUUUUUCAUCUUUUUUCAUCUUUACAAAUUUUGUCUCAUAUAAAGGAUCGGUGCAUAAAAGCAAAUGUGAUAAAUGUUAAUUAAUGAAUUUCUUUUUCUUUUUUUCUUUUUUCCCCCCCUAUUGUUUCAAAACUUAAUGAUAUUCCUAUUCUCAUUUUUCGAAUUUUUUCUUUCUCCAAUCACUAGAAUUAGAUCUCGAUAAGUGUGCAAUAAGAAAUUCUCUAGUAAGACAUAUUCUUUUUUAGACGUAAAAAAAUUUUAAGUAAUAAUUAUUAGAUAGAAUAGUGAUCGACGGAAGACGAUACGAUACGAUACGAUACGAUACGAUACGAUACGAUACGAUACGAUACGAUAUGAUACGAUAUGAUAUAUAUCAGAUGUAGUAGAAAGAUCGAGUCAAGAGUAGAAUUCGUCGAAGUCUCUCGGAACUUAGGAAGGAAAAGAGAGAGAUCCUUUUUAUUUUUCUAUGUAAAGUACCUUGUCGAUAUCCGAGAGAAAACGAUGAUGACGAGGGCAGGGACGAGAAUUAGUAUGUUUAAUGAAAAAUUAACGAUCAGAAAUCCGUAGCAAUUGAAACGUGGAAGCUUUAGAUGAUUCAUUGAAACGAAACAAAAAAAAAUACAAGAAAUACAAGAAAAAUAACGAAUCUCUUCGAUGUACAUACGUAUGUAUAAAAAAGUAAAAAGAAAAAAAUUGCAAUGCGUUCGCUAAAAACAUAAAAAGAAAAAGAAAGGUAAAAGGAAAAAAAGGAACGGCUUUUGAUACUUAACUGCAAAUCUCUACUUUCGUGAUUUACAAAUAAAUGUAGACAAAAAAAAACAAAAAUAUAUACAUGUCGGGAGAAAUCGUAAAGAUCGAUACAUCGAAAAGGAGCAUUCAUCACCGUGAUUUAUCGCUACAUAUCGAAGGUCUCUCCGUUAAAAAUCCUCGCGAUGUGCAUGGCUGCAUGUAGAAUUUUAUAUAUAUAUAUAUAUAUAUAUAUAUAUAUAUAUAUAAUGUGUGUGUAUAUAUACAUGUGUGCGCGCGUAUAUGUGUUAUAUAUAUCUUUUUAUUUUACGUAGUAGUAUACGUGUGUGCAUUUUUCCUUGUCUUUUUCUUUUAUUUUUCGUUUUUUUUUUUUCUGAACAUUUUGAUUUCACUUUUCACACAGGUCUACUUUAUUUUAUUUUUUUUUUUCUUCAUCAUUACGGUGGAAUGAAGAAACCAUCCUUUAAUUUUUUCUCCCUCCUUUUAGUUUUUGGGAUUUAUGAAAAGGCGAAGAACGCGGGUAAAAAUAGCGAGAGUAAGAGCAUGAGGUAGACAAAAAAAAGGGCCUGAGUUUUUCGCCUAUAUUUUACAAGUAGAAAGUAGAAAGUAGCCUUCUCGAUUUCGACGAUAGAAAAAAGAAGUUAAUUUUCUUCUUUUUAUUAUUAUUAUUAAUACUAUUACUAUUAUUAUUAUUAUCAUCAUUUUUUCUUUUCUUUCAUUAUAUUUCGAGUGUGAUGAAUUUUUAAGAAAAUAAUUGCUAGAGAGCAAUGGUUGUAGAUGACGAAGUAGAAAGAAAGAGACAUAUAUACAUAUGAAGAGAGAGAGAGAGAGAGAGAGAGAGAGAGAGAGAGAGAGAGAGAGAGAGAGAGAGAGAGAGAGAGAGAGAGAGAGAGAGAGAGAGAGAGAGUAUGCCUAUGCUAUGUGCUUGUAUGGUGUGUAUGCAAAAAAAAAGAGGGAGAGGUAGAGAGAGAAAAGACGCUAGCUAAGCGAGUCGUGGCUUCGUCGAAGCUUUAGUGACCAAUGACACGCACUUUUGUCGCCAUCACAGGGGAUAAAGACAGAGGGCUAAAAUCAAUUGAAAAAUCGCAAAAAAUGACGCAGGGCAAGGCAUUGGCUGGGGGGCCAGGCGCGACGGGAUGGAUGCAGCAACGCGAGGCUGUUCCCGAAUUUCCGCCGCUCCACGAUUCAGCGGACUCUGAUUCCGACCGAGAAAACGAAAAGCGACCGCGCGUCUAAAACGAUCGUUUUCUUCUCGACAUCUUCUUACGUAUACGUACAGUACAUACUAUAUAGGUGUACAAUAUACCGGUGAUGAGUAAGAGAGAGAAAGAGAGAGAGAGGAUAAUGGAAGAGAACGAGAUGGAAUGAAAGAUACUCUGUGUGUACGUGUGAUUGCAAGCGAGUGAGUAUGAAAUUAGAAUGAAAGAAUGAUAGGCUCGUAAAGAGUAUAGAAAAAGAGAGAGAAGAAAUAAAUAAAAUAUACAACAAGAAGUGAAUUAGUAAUUGGUUAAAAGUAUUGAAAAAUUAUAGGAACAGAAAAAAUUGAGUAGAUACCGACACGCGCACAUACUCCUUCCUCCUUAUCGAUACACAUAGUUACUAUUAUAUAUUAUACACUAUUCGUAAAAAGAAAUAAGGAAAAAAAAACGUGCAUCUCCGAGCUGCAUCAAAGAGGGUAGAGAAAAAAGAGAGAGAGAGAAGCAGUGAUUGUGCUGCUGUUGAUCGUUUCACAUUGUUCCUAACGAUACUCGAUAUUUUCCAAUGUUCUUAACGUAGAACUUUCCUUCUUUUUCAUCCCCUUUUUAUUUUCUUUUUUCUUUCUUUUUCUUUUUAAAGAAUAAUUUUAUCCAAUAUCCACAAUUCAAAGUAAUCUUUACCUCUCGGUUAUGGGCCUAAUGUGAGAUAUAUCGAUCGAUCGAUCGAUCAAGCGGAAAACGCCUGUUUCAUUUUCACGCAAUAUCUCUCGCUUAAAAUUUCGAACGAUUUCGAACAGGCUUUUUCCGCUUUGUCGAGCUCUCUCACUCUAUCACCGGAGUUUUCUUCGUCUUGGCCUUAACGAGCGAAAUAUUGUUUAAGAUUACGAAGUAUUGACGAUAACGAAGAGAAAAAUAGACAAAAGGAAACUCUAAUGUAGCUUCCUUUCUUUCGAAAGACAAUAUGGCGACUUACAAGCGUCUAGCUAACGGAUAGGAAGAAAGAGAGAAAUAGAAUGAAUGAAUGAGAAUGGAUGUCUGAAUGAAUGAAUGAAUGAAUAAGAGAGAUAGAGAAACGAUUAAGAAAACGAAGAAGAAGACGAUAACGAAGAUGAAGAUGAAAAAGCAAAAAAAAACUCUGAGCACGAAGAUGAUCGAUUAUUUUACUCUUUUUACACACCUACUAUAUUUAUAUACAAAUAUAUACUACAUAGAUAUAUACGAAUAAGUAUCGCUAUAUCGUACACGAGAAAAAACUUCGUAAAAACGAGAGAAAAAAAGAAAGAAGAAAAAAUAACAAUCUUAUCCUCCCUCUUUAUCUUCGGCUUAAUUUUUCGUUUAAUUUUUGUAUUAUUAAUAUUAUUUUUUUUGUUCUACUAUUUUUUUAUUAUUAUUAUUAUUGUUGUUAUUAUUAUACUUUACUAUCUCGAAUUACAUUUCUCCGCACGCGUUUGAAUUUUUAUUUCUGCACUCUUUUUUAACUUAUUUUAAUUAUCUUUCAAUGAACGAGUUUAUAUGAUAAAUAGAGAGGGAGGAGAAAAAGAAAGAAAGAGAGCGAGAGAGAAUGAGAGAAAGAGAGAGAGAGAGAGAGUAUGCAUGUGCAAAUGAAAAGGCCUAAUGUUUUACAGUUUUUUUUUUUCUAAACUUGUGUUAGCGAAUUUUUUUAAUCAAGGCGACCGUGUAACUCCUGAAUCCGAAAUCCGUACGAUUAUUAUUAUUAUUAUUACUAUUAUUACUACUACUACUACUACUACUACUAUUAUUAUUAUUAUUAUUAUUAUUAUUAUUAUUAUUAUUAUUAUUAUUAUCAUUAUUAUCAUCACUAUUAUAUAAUUUAAUUGCAAUUGUAUAUGCUAAUGUCGGUAUUUUGGAGUAUGUUGUAUUAAUGGUUCUGAGUUCCGAAUUUUUCUAAGUUUUAUAAGUUCAGAGCUUUCAAAAGAAAAGAAGUGUGUGUGUGUGUGUGUGUGUGUGUGAGAGAGAGAGAGAGAGAGAGAGAGAGAGAGAGAGAGAGAGAGAGAUUCUAAGUUCGAACAGGGGACAACCGAUGCGAUCGAUGCACAUAAGUCUCUUCUUUUCGUUUCUUUUUCGUUUCCCAUUUUCUCUUCCAAUCCUGGAGAACGACAAAGAAGAGGUAAUGAUGAUCGUUGUUUUUUCUUUCUUUUUUUGCUUAUUUAUUUCUUUCUUUCUUCCUGUUAUUUUUCUAUGUAAUUAAUUUUCUUCUUUUUUUUUUUUUAUUCCAAUCAAAAGAAAAGUAACAUUUUUAGCGUAUAUGAUUAAGUAUUAUACGAAAAGAAGAAAAGAACAUAUUGUGCGUGCAUGAGAGCAAUAUUUCGAACGAAUCGAAAAAUUCGAUCUAUGUUUCUCCUAUCUCUCUUAAAUUUUCUUCCCGUUUUUUGUCGUUGUGUUGUGUUUGUAAGGUAACGAUUUACUAGCACGGAACUUAAUUAAAAUUAUCGUUCGCUAUCGAUAUCUUUCUUUUUUUUCUUUAUUUCGGAAUGUGAGAGACAUAUACAUACAUACAUACAUACAUACAUACAUACAUACAUACAUACAUACAUACAUAAAUAUAUAUAUAUAUACAAUUUUACACACACACACACUUUAUACGUACAGAAUAAAGAUGCACAUAUAGACAUAUAUAUAUACACGCACGUAUGUGAUACCAGCUCCGGUAAAAAAUAAGCUAACGCGUGAAAAUUAAUUUUCCAGAUAAAUACUUUUAAAGUUAUACACUUCAUAAUGAAGUUUUAUUAUUUAAUAUGUACUUGAUUUUAACUGUUUAUUUUUAACUCAAUAAUUAUUCUAAGAAAUUGUGGUUGGCAUGCUCAAUGUAAAGAACGCACAUACUUUUGUUUUAAAAAAUAUAUAUCUUUUUUUUUCGCACGUUAAUCCUUUUUCGACAAAACAACAUUAUAUUAAUACUAUUUUGUCGAGUUUAGUAUGCCCGUAAAAUUUGCCUUUGCUUCAUUGAUCGGAUGAGUUUUUUUUUCUGAAAAACAAGCGAUCGAAUUAUCGAUUAUAUAUGCACACAUAUGUAUGUAUGUAUGUAUAUAAGGAUGUAUGUAUAUAAGGAUGUAUGUAUGUAUGUAUCUAUGUAUGUAUGUAUGUAUGUAUGUAGAUAACUAACAAUAAGAUCGCCGACCGUAGAACUCCUAUAAAUCGUUUUUCCUUUUACAUUUUAUCGAAGAAGGAAAAUACGAUUUUUCUUUCUCUUCCAUUUUCCCCAUUCUCUCUGUCUCUCUCUCUCUCUCUCUCUAUCUCUCUCUCUCUCUUUCUCUCUCUCUCUCUCUCUCUCUUUCUCUCUUCUCUAUUUCUCGAAGACCACACUGGACUCUAUGCUAUUUUCCUAUCUACGUGAACGUGUUCGUCGAUUACACAUAGACACCUUUCUAUUCCUCUUAGUUGAACAUAUAUACAUGACCCUAAUAGGUACAUAUAUAUUGUGUAUACGUAGAUAUAUACGUAUCUAUAUUAGAAAAAAUAUAUAUAUAUUCUAUACUUUCGUAUAUCCAUACAACCAAAACUCGCAUGUGUUAUUUCAAUAUUUGCUGAAAAAGUAAAGAACAGAACAUGGAAUAGAAUAGAAAAGAAAGAAAGAGAGAGAGAGAGGGUGGGAGGGAGGGAGGGGGAAAGAAAGAAAAAGAGAGAGAAAGAGAGAGAAUGAGUGAGUGAAUGAGUUAUUGAGCUAAUGAGUGAAAGAAAUAGAGAUAAUAAAGAUAUGAUACCCGUUCAAAAAAGAGAAUGAAAGAGAGAGAAAGAGAGAGUUUGAUCUUCCGAUGUGCGCGCGCACAAAGCAGUAGCUUGAAAAAGUUGUCUUUUGAAUUUAUCUUUUGAGUAUUAUAUAGAAUAUAUGAAUAUUGCGAGCAGACAUAUAUACAAAUACAAACGUACGUACUUACUAUAUAUGAUUUACGUGUAUACGAGCUCGAGAUGUAUGUAAUCGGACGAAGAGUGACCAAAUUGAUAAAAAAGAAAUAUAUAUGAACGAAAGAACCCCUUCCCCAUAUCCACCCCCCCAUUUCCCUCCAGAAAAAAAUAAAAAAAAAAGACAACGAGACAGAACGAUCAUAUAUAUAUAUAUAUAUAUGAAAUUAAGAUAAAAAUUUAAGGAUGUGCCUCCUCCUCUCUGCAUGUGAAACUUUUUCACGUCACUGCCAGAUAGCGCGCGUACACGGCCGAAUGCUGUUUGCUUUCAGGAGCUGUCGCCUUGAAAUCCUUAGGAGAAAUGCGCAAGAAGAUUUGCAAAUCCGAAAAUAAGAGAGUAAAAAAAAAAAGAAAAGAAAAGAGAAAAACGAAAUGAAUAAAAAAAAGAUUUAUUGUCGAUAGGAACGCAUUAAAGAAUGAUAUCGUAAGAAAAGUCAAAAGCAACAAACAAAAAAGUAAAAGUAAAAAUAAAAUUUAAAAAAAAAGGAAGGAAGGGAAGAAAAAAAAGAAAGAAAUAAAGAAUUACGAAAGAUUUACGAAAGAAAGCAGGCAAUCCGAUCACCUCACUAUCUGUGAUCCGAUGCUCGUCACUCGUUGACGAGUUAUACGAUACUAAAAUAUUGAUAUAUUAAUUUAUUAAGAAAGUGAAAGAGAGAAUAUGUGUAAAAGCGAGCUCGGCGUGCUCGGAAGCGUUCGUUCGCGUUAAUAAUUCAUCGAAGAGUAGCGAACUACUCCUACGUUGCUAAAUGAUAUAAUUUGUUUAAAAAAAUUUGUUUAAAAAAAGAAAAAAUAAAAACAAAAAAUAAGAAAAGUUAAUUCGUCACGUCGAAGAGAUAUAAGAUAAUAUAGGCAUUUGUAUUACCGAUAGAGCACGAUCGGUAAGUAAGAAUCCUGUUAUGCGUUGACCCUCGUAGAGAUGCUCCAAGAAAAAAUCAGACCAAACAUAUUUUUUCUUUUGCAUUUUUUUUUAUUUCUUCCUUUUUUUAUUUCUUUCUAAAAAAAAGACUUCCCAUGGUUGCUGAUGCUGCUGAUUAGCACUGAGAAUGAAAUUAUUCUACCAUCUAACUUUCUUCCCUUUUCAUCCUCUUUUUCCUCUCUCUUUCACCUUUUCUUUUUAUUUCUUAUUUUUAUUUUUUCUUCUUUGUUUCCUCUUCCUUUUCUUUUAUCAGUAAAAACUCGCGGAAUCGUUAAAGAACGCUUCCGGGCUUCGACGACAUCAUCUUCCUCCCGGUGGUAAAACGAAGAGAAAGCAAAAGCGAAAAGAUGCGAGAGAGAGAGAAAGAGAAGAGAGAGAGAGGAGAGAGAGUGAGAGUGACAGUGAGAGUGAGAGUGAGAAUGAGAGAGAGAGAGAGAGAAAGAGCGAGAGAGAGAGAGAGAGAGAGAGAGAGAGAGAGAGAGAGAGAGAGAGAGAGAGAGAUCGUACGAGAAGAAACGAGAUACAAAAAGAAACGAAGCAAUGGUCUUGCGAUGAUGCAACAUUAAUGUAUACGAUUUUUCAACAUGAAAACAUUAUAUAUUGUAGCUAUACAUAUAGAAGUAUAUUAAAAAAAAAAAAAGAGGAUAGUAUCUAGGCAACUGUAAUGGCUAAGUACAUCAUUGUAACGGCGAUGCUAAUUAAUACGGCAGAUAUUAUUAUAAUUAUUAUUAUUAUUAUUAUUAUCAUCAUUAUGAUUACUAUUAAUAUUAUUAUUACUUAUUAGUGAUAUUAUAAACACUUCUCGAUAAUUAUUGCACUGUGAUGAUCGCACUGCAAUCGUAUUAUUAUUAUGGAAAAUGAUGGUGAUAACUAUUAAUAAUUAUUAUUAUUAGUUCUGAUAAUAUAAUAAUAUUAUUAUUGUUACUAUUAUUAUUAUUAUUAUGAAUAUUUUAAUUUUUAUUGUCUAUAAAUAAGAGUUAUUAUGUUUAGCUUUGAAUUCCUGGAUUAACAUUUAAAUACGAAUCGACGAUUAAUAUCGAGAAUAGACAAUGUGCGGCUCUGCUAUAUUCUCUUAUGAGUUAUAUUUUAUCGUUAUAUUACGAUAAAUUGCGAAGGCGACGAUUUAUUACCUAGCUCGUAGGAAAGAAAACAACAAACAAAAAAAAAGAACAAAAAGAAAAAGAAAAGAAAUAAAAAAGAUAUCCCAUUUAUUGUAUAAACGAAGGCGAGGCAAAGGUGAACAAAAUUAUGAGUAUCCUCAGAAUGAUUACGUGGUUAUAACUCUCUUGUUAAAUAAUACGUCGCGGGCUAAGCGAUCGGUUAAGGAUCGGUCACAUGUGAUAUCAAAAAUAAUAAUCGAUUCUAAACGCGAAACAAGCCUUUAUAUAUCUCGUUCCUUCUUACGUUUAUAUAUAUAUAUAUAUAUAUAUCACAAAUACACGUAUGUUACACGUAUUUACACACCCACACCCACACCCACAUCCAGAUCCACACCAACAUUACGAUUUCUAACAUCUUAUAAUAAAAAUUUAGAAGAGAAAUUUCCAGCCGAACGAACGAAUGAACGAACGAGAAGUAGAACUAGAACAAGAACGAGAACGAUCUAACGAUCAAUAUAAAUCUAUUUGAUCUUUGACCCGUCUUUGGCCGAACGUUAAGCCGAUACGCGCGACCAGUACAAGUGCGUUCAGCACAGCUAGUAUACGAGAAAAAGAGCUCCUUUGAAGUUCGCUAUGAGCGCACGCGCCUUUGUGCGUCCCUUAUAGGCACUACCUAACAUUUAAUAAAAAAUAAUAAUAAAAAAAAAUAAGGAGAGAGAGGAAGAGAAAGACAGAGAGAGAGAGAGAGAGAACAAUAAACAAAUCAAGAAAUACAAAUGACGAUAAUGGAAAAGAAAAAGAGGAAGAAGAAGAAGAAGAAGAAGAAGAAGAUGAUAAAAAAGAAGAUGAGGAAAAGGAAAAAGAAGAAAAGGAAGAGGAAGAUGGAGGAGGACUAUGAUGAGAGAAGGAGAUGAGAAGUAAGAGAUAAAGAAAUAAUAAUAAUAAUAAUAAUAAUAAUAAUAGUAAGAAGAAGAAGAUAAAAAAAAUAAUAAUAAUGAGAGAAAAAAUAAUGUUUAACAUUUAUGGAUACGUGAUAAUAAUAUAAAAUAUUAUAUAUUCAUAUUCCUUGCUCCCCCUCCAAUCGAUUCCCUUCUCCUCUCUAAAACAACCUCCACUUCCAUUUUUAUGAUCGAAAGAAGACGAAGGAGGGUUAUGUACGUAAAAAUAGGAACGUCAGCCAGAAUUGAAAACUUGAUAUACGUGAGAAAGAAAUGAAACAAAGAUAAAAAAGGAAAAAAAAAAUGAUAUAUAAGAUCGAACAAACGAGAGGAAAAUAAAGUAAUAUAGAAAGCGAAAGACAGAGAGAGAGAGAGAGAGAGAAAGAGAGAAUAACAUCUAAAACACGAUAAGACACACGCCAACAUUGUUAUUACAUUUAUGGUUUUUUUUCCUCGCGGAUACGACGAAAACUUCUUCUUCUCCGUGCUAACGCCGAACGUCUAUUACUAAGAAUACUAACUGAGAUCAGACAAAUUAUGGGAAUUACGUAUAAUCGAGUUUUCGAAUUGUAAUAUUAUUGCAAAAUGAACGAAACACGCUUUCGAGCGAGAAAGGAAGUUAUCGUCGCGUCCAGAAAUACGAAUGGUAUACCACAGAAAAAAAAAAUAAAAAACAUUGUAUCAAUUGAAAUCAUUAUGAUAAACUUAAUAAAAUGCUCGAAAAGAUCUAA